AUGGCUUAUCUCAACGUCUCACGUCAGCCGCAGGAAGUGUUGUAUCCUAGCAACGAUAUACAAAUGACAGAAUCAUUUCCGUUAACCUUGUUUAUUUUAAUCAACAACACCUGCGUCUCUUCAAUCAUCGGACUUCUGGGACUAGUCGCCAACGUCAUCAACUUGAUAGUCUUCUACCGCCAUGGUUUAAACAGUUCUAUCAACAUCAGUUUCUUUGUCAUGGCCAUCACCGACAUUUUGUCCAUCGUCUUUGUCCUAGGGGCCAACCUCUGUUUCAAUCCAUAUAUUGACCAGUGGAAAGUUCCGGUCAUGUUCGCUGAGGUUUACUACAUCGCAGGAGCCUGGCCCUCGGGCGCGUCAGGUCGUAUCACGCUGUACAUAGCUGUCUACAUCACAGCAGAGAGAUGCCUGUGUAUCUUGUUCCCAUUAAAAGUGAAGACUUUAAUAACUCCGAUACGGUCAAAAGUUGCGAUGGCUUUUAUCGUCGUGGUCAACACGUUGACUCUGGUUCCGGAGUAUUCGUCCAUUUACUUAGCCUGGCGAUACGACAGCGUCCGAAAUGAGUCAGUGCUCGGCGCGUCUUUCACGAGCAGCAGACCCCAGACUCAAGGGGUCACUUUUCUCCUGCACGUGUUUCUCAUGGUCAUCGGACUCUUCUCCGUCAUGGUCCUGACCUCCCUCUUGGUCAUUCAUCUCCGACGUCAGACAAAAUGGCGGAUGAAGAGCAGCAGCUACGCCAAGCAGCAAGCAGCGUACUCGUCACGUGACCGGAAGUCGCAAGCGCUUGUGAUAGUGGUGGCAUCGUCAGUGGUCGUCUGCUACAUACCACUAGUCUGUGCUUCGCUGGUCAGUGUGUUUGAGCAGCAGUUUGCUAUCGGAGGAAAAUAUUCCAGCAUUUUUGUUAACACUUGGGGCACGAUCUUUAUCUUUGGAAUGACCAACUCCAGUUCUAACAUCUUGAUUUAUUAUAAAAUGAAUUCUAAGUUUAAAAGUACACUGAAGGAACUGUUUUAUGCAACUAGACUUUGCCUGUGA
Biomphalaria glabrata is the source of this 1035-nucleotide messenger RNA. RefSeq names its product FMRFamide receptor-like. The transcript has a single exon. Gene Ontology annotation, biological process: G protein-coupled receptor signaling pathway. Gene Ontology annotation, molecular function: G protein-coupled receptor activity. The record is from RefSeq and is a predicted model, not a curated record. The coding region runs from base 1 to 1035 and encodes 344 amino acids. Gene Ontology annotation, cellular component: membrane. Lineage: Eukaryota; Metazoa; Mollusca; Gastropoda; Planorbidae.